UGACGUUAUUACUUUGCGACAACGGUUUACGCGACGAACAGUAAUGGCGAGUGGUAAAAAAAGUGCUCUCCUUUCUUCUUUAGCAGACUAUGGCGAUGAUUCGGAGCCUGACUCUGACCCUGAACCAGAGGAGACAGGGUCUCGUGGAGGAGGCCUUGUGUAUAGUUAUGGUGACGAUGACCUGAACCGAAAUGAAGACGCUGAUGACAAAGGCUCUGAAGAUGAAGACAGUCGAGAGAGCAACUCGGAAAUGGACGACUCAGACGAGGGGAGGGACGCAGAUGAUGUUGAGGUCUCAGAAGCAGAAAAGAAAGACCCUAAUGAGCUCGUUGCUCUGUUCUCAGAGAAGGUGAGGAACAUGUCACCUGAUGAGAUCAGGAUUCCUCCAGAGCCUCCCGGACGCUGCUCCAGCCAACUGCAGGAGAAGAUUAUCAAGCUGUAUGAGAGGAAGCUCCAUGGAGACUUUGACACAAACAGCCACAUCCAGAAAAAGAAGGAAUUUAGAAACCCGAGUAUUUAUGAGAAGCUCAUUCAGUUCUGUGGUAUAGACGAGCUGGGGACCAACUACCCAAAAGAUAUGUUUGAUCCCCAUGGCUGGUCAGAGGACUCCUACUACGAGUCUCUCGCCAAAGCCCAGAAAGCGGAGAUGGACAAGCUGGAAAAGGCCAAGAAGGAGCGGACCAAGAUUGAGUUUGUCACUGGAACUAAGAAGGGCGCAAACCCCACCAGCACAACAGCCUCCACCACCAGCAGCACCACCACCACCACAGCCACAGCUGAUGCCCAGAAGAGGAAAAGCAAGUGGGACUCUGCAAUCCCUGCGACACUGGCCCAGCCGACUAUCAUCACCACCACGGCAACCCUUCCAAACGUCGUCUCCGUGACAACCACAGCUAGCGGCACCAAGACCACGGUCAUCUCUGCAGUGGGCACCAUCCUUAAGAAAGCAAAGCAGUGAAGAUGAACGUGCAGAGGGAAGACCCUGCAGUUUGAAGAGCUGUGUUGUGCUGCAUUUAUACAUGGGAAAAUGUGCAGAGUGGACAAACAAAGUGAUGGACACUGGUGAGCGUAUGAAGAACCAGCCUCUGCUACACACAGACUGAUUAAGACGAAACUGCCUUCCAUCUGUGGGAUUACAUCCGCACUACUGCAUCAUAAAGCCAAACAUUUAGUGAAAAUACCUGGAGGCCAUCUUCUCUUUAAAGCUGAUGCAUGCAGAUCUGUUUUUCAUUAGGUUUUCUAAUUUUUUACGUGUUGGAAACACUUUGAUUUAAAACAGUUAACAUGGAAAAGGAUCAAAAACAGGCUGGUGAAAAUGUCUGAAAAUCUCUUUAUUUUUAUAUCCAUAGUUCUGCUUUGUAGCAUAUUCAUGUCAUUCUUCCUCUAACAGUUGUGUAUAAUCGUUGAACAUAUCCAUGUUUUCAGCAUUGUUUUUUUUGUGGCAAAGUAAACAACUCUGUGGGAAAAUUAAUUUUACAUUUGUAUAUAUGUAUUGAUGGUAAAGUGAAUAAAUGAAUCAGAUGUUGCCUUA
This is a messenger RNA of Melanotaenia boesemani (Boeseman's rainbowfish), 1531 nucleotides long. It is a transcript of the gene sap30bp, whose product is annotated as SAP30 binding protein. Gene Ontology annotation, biological process: regulation of DNA-templated transcription. The coding region runs from base 44 to 958 and encodes 304 amino acids. The transcript has 10 exons. Gene Ontology annotation, cellular component: nucleus. The record is from RefSeq and is a predicted model, not a curated record. Lineage: Eukaryota; Metazoa; Chordata; Actinopteri; Atheriniformes; Melanotaeniidae.